Messenger RNA from Poeciliopsis prolifica (blackstripe livebearer), 3276 nucleotides. RefSeq names its product ETS translocation variant 5-like. The record is from RefSeq and is a predicted model, not a curated record. Gene Ontology annotation, cellular component: nucleus. Gene Ontology annotation, biological process: cell differentiation; regulation of transcription by RNA polymerase II. Bases 170 to 1657 code for a protein of 495 amino acids. NCBI's taxonomy places the organism in Eukaryota, Metazoa, Chordata, Actinopteri, Cyprinodontiformes, Poeciliidae. The transcript has 13 exons. Gene Ontology annotation, molecular function: sequence-specific DNA binding; DNA-binding transcription factor activity, RNA polymerase II-specific.
UCUGAGAGCUCUUCAUUGAGAAAAAUCCACAGCCAAGCGUUUAUUCGUGGAGCUGCAGGCGAUGUAGGGGCGAAAAAAAAACAAAAAAAAAAAAAAAACUGCGCCCUUAUUAUUUUUAAAUUACUCUUCCAACAAUAACUUCACUACCCAGGGUGAACUGCGCUGCAACAUGGACGGCUUUUACGAUCAGCAGGUUCCUUUUAUGGCGCCUGAGAGUAAGUGCCACACAGAGGAGGAGAGGGGACUUGGCGACAGACGGAGGAGGUUCUUAGACACGGAGCUGGCUCAGGACACAGAAGAGCUUUUUCAGGAUCUGAUCCAGCUCCAGGAAAUAUGGAUUGCAGAAGCUCAGGUUCCUGAUGACGAGCAGUUUGUCCCAGAUUUCCAGUCCAAUAACUUGAUGCUUCAUGGACCGCCUGUCAGUAAAGUGAAGCGGGAGCCCAGUCCGUCCAAAGACCUGUCUCCCUGUGGGACUCCCCAGACUGACAUGUGCCUUUACAGUUACAGUGCCUGUGAAAACAAACCAGGUCCAGCCAAUGCACCUGCCACACAGUGCAGCUCCAUCCACCCUGCGAGACCUCCACCCUUGCGGAGGCAGCUGCAGCCUUCCCCGCCUCAGAUGAGCAGCCGAGCUCCACCUUCCAACCCCUUCCACCACCAAAACCUCCCACAGGCCAACCAAAACCAGCAGUUCGCGCUGCCGCGUACCCCCGUCGGCUGCUCGCCGCCGGCGGCUUUCAGCACAGAGCAAAGGUUCCACCGGCAGCUGUCUGAUCCCUGCCUGCCCUUCCUGCCUCCAGAGAAAACCCAGAACCCGCUGUUCCACCCCUCCAGUUGCGACGGCCGGCCUCUGUACCAGCGCCACCUGUCGGAACCCGUCGUCCCCCUCCCACCCCGCGGUUUCAAGCAGGAGCUGGUGGACCCACGCUACCCUGACCCGGGGCCGGCCGGUCCAGGUCUGGCCCCGCCCCAAGCCAACUUCAACCACGUCAAAAUAAAGCAAGAGCCAAGAGACUUCAGCUUUGAACAUGAGGUUCAAACCUGCCAGUCGACAUUUGGAAAAUCUCCAGUUCUAUUUCAGAAAAACAAUGCUGGAUUUGGUCCUGACAGGGAGCCUCUUCGGUACUUUGAUGACACCUGUGUUGUACCAGAGAGAUUGGAAGGCAAAGUGAAGCAGGAAGGUUUGCCGUACCAGCGCCGCGGCUCCCUGCAGCUCUGGCAGUUCCUGCUCACGCUGCUGGACAACCCGGCGAACAGACACCUGAUCGUCUGGACGGGACGCAACAUGGAGUUCAAACUGAUCGAUCCAGAAGAGGUGGCUCGCCUUUGGGGCAUCCAGAAAAAUCGACCAGCCAUGAAUUACGACAAGCUGAGCCGCUCGCUGCGGUACUACUACGAAAAAGGCAUUAUGCAGAAGGUAAAGGUUGCCGGGGAAAGGUACGUCUACAAAUUUGUGUGCAACCCCGACGCGUUGUUCUCCAUGGCAUUCCCAGAAAACCACAGGCCGAGUUUGAAAGCAGACCUGGACGCCAUCUUGCCUCCCAGCGAGGAGGACGGCUUCCCCCUGCCCAGCUACGAGGAGGACGGUCCGUACCUGAUGGACGGAGGGGAGCAGUGUGUCCAGGGACUGGCUUUCCCCGACAGCUACCCGUACUAGCAGCUGGAAGGGAAAAAAACCACAAUAUUACUGUAUUUUACAAAACGAGGCGAAACCUAAAAUUACUGAGCAACAUUUCAGAUACGAAUAUUUCCUUUGUUUUCUUGACAAGAAGUUUUUUGGGUUUUUUUUUUUUUAAUUUCAAUGCAACCGGAAAAGCUGGAAAUCUGAGUCGCUGAGACUGUUAAACCUGCUUCUUCAACGAAGAAAACAAACUUCAGUUUUCAUCCAGAUGCUUGUGUUGUUGGGCAUUUCAAGGAUAAUCGUUGCGUUUUUAGAGGAAAGGUCGGUCGUUUUUAAUUGGGACACGUUGUGAGAACAGCAAGAAACCUUAACAUUGAAGCCUAGAAGAUGUCCUAACGUUUAAUUUUAUAUAAAAUAAUUGCGAGUUUUGCCCCAUAAACAAAUAUCCAGUGGCGGUUCUUGAUUACUCAGUGGGCCAGCAUGCAUGCAUUCAUUUAUUCAUCGUUUUUGUUGGUUCUCAAAUAGAAUAUUACUUGACUUUCAGAAAUUAUUUUAAAUAAUGUUAUCAGUAUUUAACUUUUCAUUUAAACUUUGUAUAUACUGCGAUUUUUAUGCUUGUCUCAAUCUCAAACAUCAACAGUUUUGUUUCUUUUAAUCUGUCACAGCACUAAAUUGGUGGACAGUGGACUUAAUUGCAUUUUUGUUGUUGUUGCCUCCCCCUAAUAGAUGACACCCUGGAUGGUAAGCCACAUUUUUCAUAUGAAAAAGCGCCACUGCGGUCAGAUUUUGGAGAGUUUCUCUUGAUCACAUGAUUCAAGCUGUAACUCUACGGCUAAUGUCUGUAGCAUUUUUCUUCUAAAGAGGCAUCUGCACUUAAGCACAGAUAUGCAGUGUUUUUGUCCCUCGCAAACCUCGUCAUCAACUUUUUCUUAGUGUUUCAGUUGCAGCUUUUCCAUUUCUUGUUGGUUUCUUUGUCGAUGGUGGUAAUUUUGUAGCAUGGCCAUCGCUUCUGUUCUCGAAUUUGUAAACUCUGGGACCUGUUUGGCAGCCAAAAACAGAAACCUUUAAGCCAUGGCAUUCCUUUUUUGAUAAUUUAAUAAGCAUAUUAUCCAGACUGCUUGAAAGGGACGCUCUUGUAUUUCCUGGACCGUAUAAUCCUGAAUCAUCUAUGUUGAAAAUGUCUUUUUGUGUACAUUUUUUUUCCCCUUGGGUUUUAAAGCUAAUAUUUUUAGCGGUAUACGGACUUGUAUGUAUUUCCUAUAACAGUUUAUGAUGAAAGUAUCGCUUGUAUUUUUUUGGAUUCUGUACGACUGCCACUCUUACGCUUAUGAAAGGCAUGUUUUUUUCGAAACGCCUCACCACUUAAUGUACCGAGAUAGUUUUCUGCAUUUUUGUAUAAUUUGUUUGCUUCAGUGUGUAGAAAAAAGAAAAGUGUAUAAUUAUAUAUGGAUAUAUUUUUGCAAAAGGCUGUAUUUGCUUGCAAAUAUGUUGCAUCAGCUCUCUGAGGAGGAAGAACUCUCUGAAUCCUGCAGGCAGAAGAUGUUCCUCAUAUAUUUUACUAUAGAUCCUGACGCUGGUGUGACUUUUACCCUCAGAUACUGUAUUUGUGCCUUCUGUUUAUCUUUACUGAUAAAAUAAACUAUUUUACUCUUUUA